GGGCGAACCAGUGUUAAGAUCACUGACGAAAUCUGUAGCUGUGCUCGUACCGCGUGUAAAGUGGGUACGGUGCAUGCACGCGUGGCACCUGUGGCAUGUGUAUGUGUGGAGUGUCAACUAGAAUGCACAUGUAGCCGCGACAUUUGUGCGCAGCACAGCUCUCAUUUAAAAUUUUUUUUCCGAAAGAGACCACCAAAAUGCGGAGUUGGUGUGAAGGGCCUCAUGGAAGCCUUGAUUUUACUUGUUUUAUGCAGACAGUUGACACAACUUCCAUGACUUAAUGACAGUUCGCAGAAGGAUUGAAUCAACAUGUCGCUCGUGUUUUCAUUGGUGAUUCUUCUGAGUACUUUUCUCCUCACACAAGCUCUGCGAGUUGCCACAAGUACCAUCCUUCCAAGGUCCAUUUAUCAGUUUGUAGCAGAGUUCCUGUGUACAUUCCAACUGACAAGCUGUGUAUAUGAAAACGGCAUUGUGUUGGGCACCCAUGGUACUUGGGUCUAUGCCUUUGGGAUAUUCUGCCUUGGAUUGGGAUACAGUCUUACUUUUGACGCUUUCGGCAACCCUGCUGCCAUUUUUGAGCAGAUUCUGAAAAGGAAAAUCAGUGUUCUCAAUGGUGCUCUGAAGAUGGCUGCAGAGGUGGUUGGAGGGUUGCUUGCCUUCCGAUAUAUGCUCUUUGUUUGGCAUACCUUUGCACCCAGUUCAGUACACAUUAACCAUGCCAAGAUGGUCAGAGUAUCAUGUGUAUCAGCUCUACAAGUGAAUUUAUUGACAGGAGCUCUGGUAGAGGCCAUAGCGAUGUUUGUGUCCCGCAGUGUUGCUGGCAUUGGGCUGGGAGGGCCAAAGUAUUACAAAAUGGUGAAUGCUUUCACAACUGCCGUUGUGGUUGUGUCAGGUCUUGAAUGGACUGGAAUGAUGUUCAACCCUGCUCUGGCCACUGCCCUGACUUACAAUUGCAAGGGUCAUCAGCUGUAUGAGCACAUCAUAGUGUACUGGAUGGGCCCAUUCAUUGGCACAAUACUAAGCAUUUUAGUCUUCUAUUACAUCAUGGAGGAAUACGAACAAGGGCAGAAAUCAGUACCUGCACAUGUCCAAGACAAGAAUGGCUUAACUACGAAGGAAAAAACAAAUUGACAUAUUUUCUACAUGUUCAGUGUUCAUGUACGUGUACAUUGCAAUUACAGUAGUCGCACCUCAGUGUACAUGCUCUCACUAAAUUGAAAUGCAUGCAUACUCAACCCGUUUGGCAUUUUGAAAAGUAUUGUCAUUUUUGGAAAAUGAAAUCAAUUACUUCAUUGCCACCUUUGAAGAUGUACAUGUAUGGUAUGUGAUUGACCAUGGUAAAGAAAUGUGUGAGCUGACCAUGCACAUACAUGUAGACUGUGCCAGUUGGGUAGACGUACUGUACAUGUAUGUGCAACAAAUGAGGUCAGUUCAGCACAGUUAUUUUGAAAUAUUUUAAUCCUAUAUUUGAAAAAGUUACAAAAAAUUGUUCACCUUGUUUAUGUGGGUAUGCAUUUAUUAAACUGGUCCAUUAAAUUGUCAUGAAUGUACAUGCAUUCAGGUAUGUUUUCUUUUCAUUUUUUUUAAAUACUUGUAAUUAAAUUACAAAAUGGUGCUUAGCUUUUAGUCUAAAGUGUUAAUUAAAACCUGAUCUUCAGUGGCCUUACAGA
Acanthaster planci (crown-of-thorns starfish) is the source of this 1670-nucleotide messenger RNA. RefSeq names its product aquaporin-11-like. Gene Ontology annotation, cellular component: cytoplasm; membrane. Gene Ontology annotation, biological process: transmembrane transport. NCBI's taxonomy places the organism in Eukaryota, Metazoa, Echinodermata, Asteroidea, Valvatida, Acanthasteridae. Gene Ontology annotation, molecular function: channel activity. The record is from RefSeq and is a predicted model, not a curated record.